AUGGGCUCGCACGAGUUCUACAAUGCUCUGGCUCGGGCCAAGGACGAUGAUUUCAAGAGUAUAUUCAACGUCCGACGAGGCGAUAUAGGCGAUGCCAUGGCAGUUCUCUUCACUCAUGAUUCCCUCGAUUCCACUUUGGACCUGGGGAUUGUUAUCUUGUUACUUCCAACAUAUCACCGAUUUUCAGCCUUUGAUCAUCGCUUACUGGACCGCGAGAUGUCCCUCGAUACGUCCAAAACGCAAAGUCUGUUCGAAUCUUUGUACCGAAAUAUUCAUGGCAGUGAUAGUAUCAAUAAUAUACUCAGCGUCCUUUCGAACGAACUCACCACGCCUAUGCCAUGUACCGAGGCCUGGGAGCAGGAAAGCGACGCUACUUCAAAAGCUCCCAUCCAGUCAAAGCCGUCAAGUACAACUGUUUCACAUGCUGCAGCACUGAAGAUGGCCUUGCAGAAGGCCCACUCAUCAGAUAUGUCAUUCCGAGUUAGCAGCCUCUGA
Messenger RNA from Drechmeria coniospora, 495 nucleotides. RefSeq lists its product as uncharacterized. NCBI's taxonomy places the organism in Eukaryota, Fungi, Ascomycota, Sordariomycetes, Hypocreales, Ophiocordycipitaceae. The coding region runs from base 1 to 495 and encodes 164 amino acids. The record is from RefSeq and is a predicted model, not a curated record. The transcript has 2 exons.